Messenger RNA from Lecanosticta acicola, 1902 nucleotides. NCBI's taxonomy places the organism in Eukaryota, Fungi, Ascomycota, Dothideomycetes, Mycosphaerellales, Mycosphaerellaceae. The record is from the annotation of a GenBank genome assembly.
AUGGCGGAGCAGCUAUUGUGCGACACGGGCCUUCUCCUCACUCUCGCCUAUCUCUUCCAACUGCAUUACGUAUCAGAAAUGCCGUCGACGUGGUCAUCGACGAUGUCAGAAGCCCUCACUUUGACGAAGAGUGACCCCAAGUGCGAGAGUAAUCGUUCAUGGCUCGAUGGUCUGCAGAGCCUCAGCUCAGCCUGGCCUGCGAUAAAGGGCUUUCUGGAGCGGACUCAGGACACAGCACCUCGGAAAACUGUGAAGGAACAGACAUGGAAAAGAUUCGGUCGAAUUCCGGGACGCUGUGCUCUGCUCACAUUCCAGGAGAAGCAUGUUGAAGAGCAGGCUUUCCAAUCUCCGGAUGAUUUAGCCAAGUAUCUCGACGCAAACCCGACACAGCAAAACUCUGGACUGUGUCGUCUGUGGAUCCUCGAGGACUUGGAUCUGCGAUGGGUUGAAGUCUUGGGCAGUCGUCUAAGGGUCGAUCCUCUGGUCUUCAGCGAACAGACCAAUACGUUCAAUUUCACAGGUACCAGUACCGUACUUCGAGAUCUUGCGCUAUCAUCUAAACAAUUUUCCAAGACUCGCAGACCAUAGUCACCCGAGCAUUACCUUCCCUCGUGCGUCCGAUCAAAGCCUUUACUCUGAGGUAUUUCGAGUUCCGCCAGCUCCGAGACGAGAACAGUAUACAGACCCAUACGAACCAAACGACGUUUGCAUUGAAUGCAAGACGGAUCGAACGCUGGCGAGAUAUCGACUCGCCGAACUUCAAGUGCAAAUGGAGGCAUAGCUUGGCGAGGAGAUGCGCUAGUUUCUGGACGAACGAGAAGAAAGGCAUCUCUGGUUGGGAUGGUGAGGGUUUUAAUGCUCCAGAUCACGCCUUGUCCGUUCGCUGACUGAGUGAUAGCUGUUAUGCUGGUAGACCCAGCCUUCGAUUCGUUUCCUCACGAGGGUACGCAUGUGCCUGAAGUCUGCACCAUCUUGCAAGAUCCAACCACCCAUAACAGACUGGAUGCGCUGUGGACAGCUAGGAAUAAAGGCAUGAUGGUGCCGACGAAAGAUACUAGCGUAGCCUAUCACGGUGGCUCUCACACUUUCACGGAAUCAACUCUGGAUCUCGACACCGCGAGAGCCAGGCAAUUGGUUGACGAAGGCCGAAAGCUGAGCUCGCCUCUGGAUGAGGUUGUGCUACAUUGGACUCGGGUUGCCGACCCGGAAUUGAUCUCGGAAGCUCGCACGCACUCCGUGAACAGCGUCCACUACCUACUCAAGUACAUUGCCAAUCUCUGGGUCCACCAGCUCGACUUGGUGCAAUCGACCAUCGCGCAAAGUGAAUAUUUCUCCGAAGACUAUCAGGCCUCAGUGGACAUCAACACCACAUCAGAGGAAUGGCGGAAAAAGCUUAGGGAAGUGCUCCGUGCCACGGCUGAUAUCAACAGCCUUCGACGACAGAUGAUGCAUUUCGACCACCACCUGACUCUGAACCUUGAGCGUCUCGGCAUCAUCUUGGGUGCUGAGAGUAUUGAUCCUGCCGCACCAAAUGCCAUUCGAGAGGCACAAAUGGAUUUCAUCCACAUCCAUACUCGUCUUCGGCCGUUCAUCGCCCGGGCCAUGGCUCUAGACAAAACGGCCAACGAACUUGCCAAUUUACACGCCAAUUUCAAGAGCAUUCAGUACAGCGAACUUGGUUUGGCAUUGUCUGUCUUCGCAAGUGUUGUCUUCCCGGCUACCCUAGUGUCGAGCAUGUUGUCCAUGGGGAACGAUUAUCUACCUGGGCAGGGCAGAUUCUGGGUCUUCUGGGCAAUCUCUGUACCGGUGGUUUUUCUAGUUGCGAUGUCUCUGGUUUUCAGCCGGUAUUUGAAAACUUACUUCAAGGCUAAGAUUGGACAAGUAUUCAAGAAGGCAGCAUGA